CGUUGCCCCUUUUAGCUUGUUGCCCCUGACAACCAAAGUGCCCAAUCGAACGGCACCUGAAAUCAGACGCACCUGUGGAGCAUUAGGGCUGCACACAUUUAAAAAGGAGCGACCAGGAGGAUCGUCAGGCUUGACAAGGAGGACCGGGUGAACGCGCGCAGGUUGAGAAGGAAUCCCCAAGACUACCCAGCAGACCCGCAGGCUACCGAAAAGAACCCCCAGAAUCCCACAAUACGCAGGGGCAGAGGAAACUCUGACUCCAAAACGUCCAGCGGGUGUCAGCGGGGAGUCAUGAAGAGGAGUGGCACACCAGUGUGGGACAGAAGGAGCUACAGGCCCCCUCCCACAUUAAAGGGGAGCAGCUUCAUGAUGAAGAUGAAGCUCAGUCCUUACAGCUUCAUCACAGUCAAAGUGAGGAGAAAAGAGGGGCAGAGCUUGUAAGUCAACACAUCACAGAAGCUGAUGGAGAGCAUUGUGAAGAUGUAAAGUCGGAACCAGACAGCAUCUUUGCUCCACUGUCAGACAUGGACCACAUGAUGUCACACUCUUCUGAUCACAGUGACCACAUCCAAAAACCUUUGGAGAGUAAAAAUGACUCUAAAGGUGAUAGGAGACAUCACACUAACAACAAACACUUUGACUGCUCUGAAUGUGGGAAAUCAUUUAGAAAGAAAAGUCAUUUUACAGUACACAUGAGAAUACAUACUGGAGAGAAACCUUUUUUUGCUCUGUUUGUAAGAAGAGUUUCUCCAGCAAGCAAAACAUGACCACACACAUGAGAACACACACUGGAGAGAAACAUUUUGCUUGCUCAGCUUGUGCUAAAAGAGUCAACACUAAGAAGGAAAUUAUUUUGCACAUGAGAACACACACAGGUGAGAAACCUUUUACUUGCUGUGUUUGUAAGAAGAGUUUCUCCAGCAAGCAAAGCAUGGCCACACACAUAAGAACACACACUGGAGAGAAACCUUUUACUUGCUCUGUUUGUAAGAAGAGUUUCUCCACAAAACCUCAAAUGACCACACACAUGAGAACACACACUGGAGAGAAACCUUUUACUUGCUCGGUUUGUAAGAAGAGUUUCUCCAUAAAGGGGGACAUGACCACACACAUGAGAACACACACUGGAGAGAAACCUUUUACUUGCUCUGUUUGUAAAAAGAGUUUCUCCAUAAAGGGGGACAUGACCAGACACAUGAGAACACACACUGGGGAUAAACCUUUUGCUUGCUCAGCUUGUGCUAAAAGAUUCAACACUAAGAAGGAAAUUAUAUUGCACAUGAGAACACACACAGGUGAGAAACCCUUUACUUGCUCUGUUCAUAAGAAGAGUUUCUCCAGCAAGCAAAGCAUGACCACACACAUAAGAACACACACUGGAGAGAAACCUUUUACUUGCUCUGUUUGUAAGAAGAGUUUCUCCACAAAGCCACACAUGACCACACACAUGAGAACACACACUGGAGAGAAACCUUUUACUUGCUCUGUUUGUAAGAAGAGUUUCUCCACAAAGCCACACAUGACCACACACAUGAGAACACACACUGGAGAGAAACCUUUUGCUUGCUCUGUUUGUAAGAAGAGUUUCUCCACAAAGCCACACAUGACCACACACAUGAGAACACACACUGGAGAGAAACCUUUUACUUGCUCUGUUUGUAAGAAGAGUUUCUCCAGCAAGGAAAUCAUGACCACACACAUGAGAACACGCACUGGAGAGAAACCGUUUAGUUGCACUGUGUGUGAUAAGAUGUUUAGGUAUAAGUCAGGAGACACAAGUGUGUAACAGUCAUGGAAGCUGCAGGGAUGUAAAAACACUUAAACAGUGAUUGUGCUAAAGGUAGUUUAAAAACACAGCAUGUUUAAUAAGAAUGUAUAUUUGAUGUUGUAUGUAGUGCUUCUCAUCUUCUAGUCUUAUAUGUUGUCCUGUAGUUACUUUUUAAGUUGUGUGCAUGUAUUGAAUAUUAUAUAUGUAGCUACUUUAUUUUUCUUCUCAUCUUUGAAGAGAGGACAUUUUAUUAUUUUCAAUG
Molecule: messenger RNA, 2030 nt
Organism: Nerophis lumbriciformis (worm pipefish)
Lineage: Eukaryota; Metazoa; Chordata; Actinopteri; Syngnathiformes; Syngnathidae
Source: RefSeq, a predicted model, not a curated record